UAUGGAAAUAAACACGUGUGCUAUGCACUGAAAUCAUUUUCAAUGAUGAAAGUGUUUUCAUUGUGAAUUUUCGCCAUUUGAAGUGUGCGGAGAAAACACAAGUGGGGGAGAGGUUGUCGGCGCGCUGUGGCGCAAACGGCCUGAUUGACUCUCCACGGUUCUCACGAUGCAUUUAAAUGCGACAAUGUACUCGGCCAACGCAUCAGUCCACUCAUACCCAGAAGUCAUGGCAGAAGUUGCACCAGCCCCGGCCACCCCGGCAAAAGCGACCAAGAAGAAGGCAUCAAAGCCCGCGAAGAAGCGGGUCGGACCCAGCAUCAGCGAGCUUAUCGUCCAGGCCGUGGCCGCGUCCAAGGAGCGCAAUGGCGUCUCUCUGGCCUCCCUCAAGAAAUCUCUGGUCGCCUCCGGCUACGACGUGGACAAGAAUAGGUACCGCGUCAAGAUCGCCGUCGUCGGCCUGGUGAACAAAGGUACUCUCCUUCAAACCAAGGGCACCGGCGCCUCUGGCUCCUUUAAGAUGAACAAAAAAGCAGAGGGGAAGACAAAGGCGCCCGCCAAGGCUCCAAAGAAGACCCCCACGAAAGCUAAGAAGCCCGCUGCCAAGAAGGCAACGCCGAGCAAGAAGCCCAAAACGACCCCAGCCAAGAAGGCGGCCGCGAAGAAAUCACCGAAGAAACCCGCCAAGGCAUCAUCGCCCAAGAAAGCGGCUAAGAAGCCCACCAAAAGCCCAAAGAAAGCGACGCCGACUAAAAAAGCUCCCGCCGCCAAAAAGACCCCCGCCGCUAAGAAGAGCCCAGCUAAGAAGGUGGCCAAGCCCAAAAGUGUUAAAAAGGCAGCACCCAAAAAAAAGUGAUUUUUACACUUGUAUUCACAAAAGGCUCUUUUAAGAGCCACCCCACAACCUUUAAAGAGCAAGCGUAUUCUUUUCCAAGUUGUGUUUGAAU
Hippocampus zosterae (dwarf seahorse) is the source of this 944-nucleotide messenger RNA. Its product is annotated as histone H1-like. The record is from RefSeq and is a predicted model, not a curated record. The coding region runs from base 167 to 853 and encodes 228 amino acids. NCBI's taxonomy places the organism in Eukaryota, Metazoa, Chordata, Actinopteri, Syngnathiformes, Syngnathidae. Gene Ontology annotation, molecular function: DNA binding; structural constituent of chromatin. The transcript has a single exon. Gene Ontology annotation, biological process: nucleosome assembly. Gene Ontology annotation, cellular component: nucleosome.